GACUAAGUUCUUCCCCAUCAAUUUUUGUGUGUUUAAGAAGAAGCCAGCAAUGGUUAAAAAGAUAUUUGACUUGGGGCCAUGUUUUGAAUACUUUAGCUUAAGAGGAACCACCCAAGUAUGACUUCAUUGAUGAUCCAAACAAGAUUGGAAUAACAUGUUUCCACUUAUAAUCAAAAUGUACCUGUUUAUUAUGUAUAUUACGAUUGCACUUUGCAUGGCUGUUUCAAGGUCUAGGGGUUAGAUCUUAUCUUUAAAGGAAAUGGAAAUGAAAAUCAGGAGAGAUGUAAAAGGUAUGCUGAUUCAUUGUCACGCUAUUGCACAAACUCAAAAUCUACACCAGGGAGUUCUUCUAACAUCCUGGAUCAUGUCUACAAAAGAAGUUUUAUCAAGUAAUCUAUCAGAGUCAUAUAGUGUACUGGAGCUACCAAUGACAUACAGCUUACCAAAUGUAGGUCAUCAGCUGAUGUCUGAUGAAGUUAAUGCCAGGUAUACUUCAGAUUCUACUGUUAACGCUUCUUUCUCAAUGAUGCCGGUAGUAAAUACAGAUUCAAACCCUGAAGAUGGCAUCUCCUCUAUUGAGGUUGCAGAGUUGGAUCCGAGCAAUGAUGAUGAGCACGGACGUAUCAACAUUACACAGACAAUGGAAGAAUUUUUUAAAGAUGCAGAGCAAAGGAAACUACUGGCAUCUAAUCCUGUCUCUGAACAAAUUGCACAUUUGCUGACCUCAAAAAUUUCACAACUGAAAAAAGGAGGUGGCCAGUAUCUCCUGCGAAGCUUCCAAAUGGCCCUGGUUUUGUUCAAUAGGCAUGGUGCCAGCAUUUUCAAAAAAGAGACUAUUAAGGGUGGGCAUUUCUCCUCUGUCAAUUCUGCUGUCGAUUCUGCAGAAUUCAGCCCUUUGCCUGGACUUUCAAAGGAUGUUGUCAAUUUCAUUUUUCAGGAGAUUUCAAAAUGAGCAAAUACAAGGAUACAGAACAUUUUAAAAAUAUUUUAUAUAAAAUUAUAUUUUGUGACAAUUAUGACCUAAAAUUACUAUCAGUGUGAAUUGUAAAUGAACGCUUAAUGCAGUUGUAUGAGAGUCAUCUGAUUUUUUAGUUUAAUGCAGGCUUUAAUCCAUUUAAAAUAAACAGGUGAGUACGUACAUUAAAAUAUCAAAGGGAUGGUAUAGAAGCGUUUGACCCUUAAUAUAGCUGAGAGUUAUUUCUAGGCUUAUAUUUUAAAAGAUAGGAUUGAUUUUAUCUAAGAGUUCUAUCAUAUUUAAAACAAAUGAAUUCAUAAUUCUGAGUUUAUCAUAUCUAUAAAAUUGCUAUGAAAAUACAGUGCCUCAAAAUGCUUUUUUUUUUACAUUUCCAAUAAAUUCAAGCAAAAUAUCCUCUACUAGGUAGUUCAACAAGCUGAAGGAGAAAGUCUAAUCCAACAAAAGAUUUUUAACAAACUAGAAACCUGUAUAUGGCCUCUCAGCUUCUUGAUCACACACACGGACUGGGAGGAUGUUGCUAUGAAAAGGAAAAAAUAAUUUUAAAAUGGAAUCAAAUAUUGUUUUAUUUAUUGUUGUAUCUUGGAUGAAAUACAGUGCUCAGAAUAUUGAGAAAUGCACAUGAAUUGGUUCAAUUAUGGGAAAGGUAGAGAGAAUUAUGAUAAGUUAUAUUAUCUGCUGGUCACAAAAUCAUUUUUUUUCUGUCACUGUUCAAUCAACUUUGUAGAUUAUACAAAUUAUAAAGGUUCAGAGGCCAGA
Messenger RNA from Carcharodon carcharias (great white shark), 1732 nucleotides. RefSeq names its product shieldin complex subunit 1-like. The transcript is spliced from 3 exons. Gene Ontology annotation, biological process: positive regulation of isotype switching; positive regulation of double-strand break repair via nonhomologous end joining; negative regulation of double-strand break repair via homologous recombination. Bases 260 to 952 code for a protein of 230 amino acids. Gene Ontology annotation, cellular component: site of double-strand break. Lineage: Eukaryota; Metazoa; Chordata; Chondrichthyes; Lamniformes; Lamnidae. The record is from RefSeq and is a predicted model, not a curated record.